AUGGCGAAAUCAGUAGCAGCAGCAGCUUAUGCCAUCCUCUUUCUUGUCACCGUCGGCACGACAAUGCCUACAGCCUCUUCAUUCCAACUCAUCCCUGACAUUAUAAAAUGCUGGAAAGCUGUCGUCGAGGUCGAACACUGUGCGGUAAAGCUUAUUCCUUCUUUCCUCACCUUGCACAUAAGGCUUACGCAGGAUUGCUGCAAGGCUUUCGUGCACAUUGAAGAGAGCUGCCUUCCUAUCGUCUUCACAGCGCCAUUGUUGGGGCCUGGGUUGUCCAACAUCACCUCCACCAUUUGUGGCAUAUUGGCUGAUCCCCCGUCGCCACCAACGGUGGCUUGA
Dendrobium catenatum is the source of this 339-nucleotide messenger RNA. Its product is annotated as egg cell-secreted protein 1.2-like. The transcript has a single exon. The coding region runs from base 1 to 339 and encodes 112 amino acids. Gene Ontology annotation, biological process: regulation of protein localization to cell surface; double fertilization forming a zygote and endosperm; regulation of double fertilization forming a zygote and endosperm. Gene Ontology annotation, cellular component: vesicle; extracellular region. Lineage: Eukaryota; Viridiplantae; Streptophyta; Magnoliopsida; Asparagales; Orchidaceae. The record is from RefSeq and is a predicted model, not a curated record.